Molecule: messenger RNA, 1134 nt
Organism: Chanos chanos (milkfish)
Lineage: Eukaryota; Metazoa; Chordata; Actinopteri; Gonorynchiformes; Chanidae
Product: PAK4-inhibitor INKA2-like
Exons: 2
Coding region: 1-1134 (377 amino acids)
Cellular component (GO): nucleus
Molecular function (GO): protein kinase binding; protein serine/threonine kinase inhibitor activity
Source: RefSeq, a predicted model, not a curated record
AUGGACCACCUUUCAAAAUCCGAACGCAAAAACAUGGAUACUUGUCUGAGGCGCCUGAAGCAGGAACUGCUCUCCAUGAAGGAGGCUGGUGAUGGUCUUCACGCACAGAUGAACUCCAUGAUGGGUGCUCUACAAGAACUCAAACUUCUCCAGGUCCAAACAGCCCUUGAGCGGCUGGAGAUCUCAGGAAGACCAGGACAAACAGCUCAGCUUCCAACUGAGACAGAUGUCCACUGCCCAAAUCAGGAUCCUCAGGACCAUAGAUCACAGUUAGUUCAUGAGGAUCAACUGAACACUCAGCAUUUUCAUUGUAACAGCCUAGAAACGUCUCCCUCUUCUUCCAGUCUAGAGAGUGAGAGCCUGCCAUUGUCUAGGAGGGUCUCAGGAUAUUCAGCCCCACAAGUAGACUUCUGUGGUCCACGGCUGAGUUACAUGGACAUGGAGUCUAAAGACCAACACCAAUGUCCAUCCAAUCCAGCUAAUCUGACACACCCAGCUAAUCCACCACAAGUUGUGGAUCUGUCUAGCAUACUCCACAGCCUUUCACGUGAGGGACCAUCUCUGGAUAAUAACUACUCACAGGACAGCUUGGAUGACUCCAGUGAUUGGACCUCAUCACUCAUGAGUCGUAGCCGGAACCGUCAACCUCUGGUGCUUGGUGACAAUGUCUUUGCUGAUCUGGUGGGCAACUGGCUGGACCUGCCUGAGGUGGAGAGGUAUUCUGAAGAGGAGGAGCAGGGAGGAGGCAGGCCUGACUCCCCAGCCCACCCACUACGUCUCAGUCGCUCACAGGAGCUCUGUCGGAGGCUCUCCCUGACUACCAACAUCUUCAAGAAGUUCUUACGUAGUGUGCGUCCAGAUCGUGACAAGCUACUGAAAGAGAAGCCUGGGUGGAUGCCACUAGAUCACAACCCACAGGCUGAGCUUUUCAAGAGGCCCAAGAAGGUGGCAAAGAACAAAGGCGGCUUUUACCUGCCAUUCUGGGCAGGGGGGCAGCAGAGCAAGGGCAGAGCCUGCUCUAACCCAACAGAGGAGAGGAAUCAAUACUCAGGAAUUUAUAUAGACAGGAGACAGGCAGAGAAUGUGGAGACAAUGCAUCCCUCGUUUGACUAUAGCACGGCAGUGUGGGUUUAA